Messenger RNA from Passer montanus (Eurasian tree sparrow), 2126 nucleotides. It is a transcript of the gene LRR1, whose product is annotated as leucine rich repeat protein 1. The record is from RefSeq and is a predicted model, not a curated record. The coding region runs from base 281 to 1129 and encodes 282 amino acids. Lineage: Eukaryota; Metazoa; Chordata; Aves; Passeriformes; Passeridae. Gene Ontology annotation, molecular function: protein binding. The transcript has 4 exons.
UUUACCUCAUGGUGUGCACGGCGCGGGACCGCGGCGGGGCUCGCUACAAGGUGCAGCAGAACGUGGAGCGGCUCUUCACGCGCUUCGUGGAGGAGGGCAAGGCCACGGUGCGGCUGCGGGAGCCCGCGGUGGAUCUGUGCCUCAGCAGGCAAAUGUGAUCAAUUUAAAGACUUUCCUUUCAGCCGUGAGACUGGCUCACCAAGGCAACGACACCGGAGUCCUCCCUCUCUCACCUCUGGUCCCAGCCAAGAACUCCGACGUGGAGAAGCCCAAAACCAAAAUGAUCAUCACUUCCAGGAGGGAUUACCCCCUCACCAAGAGCUUCCCUUUCUCCCUGGAGCACCUGCAGACCUCGUACUGCAAGCUGGCCAGGAUCGACAGCCGGGUGCUGUGCCUGAAGAAGCUGCGCAAGCUGGACCUGAGCCACAACCACAUCAAGCAGCUGCCGGCCACGCUGGGCGACCUGGUGUGCCUGCAGGAGCUCGACCUGCGCGACAACCACCUGGAGGCCUUCAGCGCGGCCCUGUGCAGCUCCGGCCUGCAGAAAUCCCUGCAGCUGCUGGACCUGAGCCAGAACCAGAUCCAGGCGCUGCCGCUGGAGUUCUGCCAGCUGCGGGGCCUGGUGCAGCUGCGGCUGGACGACAACGCGCUGCUGCGCCUGCCCUGCCGCAUCGGGCAGCUGAGCCGCCUGCGCUGCCUGUCGGCCGCGCGCAACAAGCUGCCCUUCCUGCCCUCCGACUUCAGGAAGCUCUCCCUGGACAACCUGGAUCUCUUUGGCAAUCCUUUCGAGCAGCCCAACCCGCUGGUGCCCAACAUCCAGCUGAAGAUCCCCCUGACUCUGCUGGAGUGUGCUGCCAGGGCCACCGUCAAUCACAGGAUCCCUUACGGCUGCCACCUGCUCCCUUCCCACCUGUGCAAGGACCUGGAGGUGGCCAAGACGUGUCGCUGCGGGAGCGCGUGCCUGAGCAGCUUCAUCCAGAUCACGGUGACCAUGAACCUGCACCACGUGGCGCACACCGUGGUGCUGGUGGACAACAUGGGCGGCACCGACGCGCCCGUGCUCUGCUACUUCUGCUCCCUGCACUGCUACUCCCAGUUCCUGGACAGGCACCUCCAGAGCCACGGCUGACAGCAGGCACGGCGGGGCUGUGGGCACGGAGCAGCUGCUGGCACCGCGGUGCCACCGGAGACAGAUCCCGCUGGGACGGAGGGGACACGGCCUGGCCUGGCCUGGCAUGGCUCUUGUCCCAUUCUUGGAGAGAGGGGACGCGGCCUGGCCUGGCGUGGCAUGGCUCUUGUCCCCUUUGGGAGGGAGGGGACACGGCCUGGCCUGGCCUGGCAUGGCUCUUGUCCCAUUCUUGGAGAGAGGGGACGCGGCCUGGCCUGGCGUGGCAUGGCUCUUGUCCCCUUUGGGAGGGAGGGGACACGGCCUGGCCUGGCCUGGCAUGGCUCUUGUCCCAUUCUUGGAGAGAGGGGACGCGGCCUGGCCUGGCGUGGCAUGGCUCUUGUCCCCUUUGGGAGGGAGGGGACACGGCCUGGCCUGGCCUGGCAUGGCUCUUGUCCCCUCUGGCAGGGAGGGGACGCAGCCUGGCCUGGCCUGGCCUGGCUCGUGUCCCCUCUGGCAGGGAGGGGAUCAGCCCUGCCUCUCCCCCUCUGGCAUCUCUGCUCGCAGCAGGGAGCAGUGUUGCUCUGCAGGGAGCCUUCCUGUGAAUGUAUUUCCCUUCUCCUGCUGCGGGGCUUCUGCCUUUGGGGGUGAGCUGUUCCCUCUUGGAAGGACCGAGGGAAUGUAAAUUCAUCCCAGGCUUCCCCACGGGAGCCCCGAGCUCUGCCAGGGCCAGGACUGCACUGCCCUCGUGCCAGUGGAGGAGGAAUCACAUCCAGAGGGGUUCUGGAAUCCCAGGUGCUUCUUUUUCCCAAGGUUCUGUUACAACAUUCCCACUGGAGCAGGGACCAGCACUGCUGGGUUUUUACCACAGCAAAUGUUUGGGUUUGGGGUUUCUCUCUUUGUGAUACCAGAAAUGUCUUUUUUUUUCUAAAUAUGUGCCUGAAACUGUUUCUUAGUCCUCCUGUUUAACAAUUCUGGGAUUUGUUUCACUGUGUUGACUGAUUAAAUUUUGAAACCCUUC